AUGGAGAUAAAAGUUUUUAUCGUAAUAUUGCUUUUAUUGAUUUUAACCUCAGAUGGAACGGGCUUCGGCAGAAAGCGAUCCGCCAAAUGUCAAAAAGGCAACGAGCAGACUUUAAGUAGAAACGAGCAGAAUUCAACAUCCGAUUAUUAUUAUUACUGUGACCCAACAGAGUUUGGAGUAGUACAAAAGAUUCCGUAUUUGCGUUCUUGUUCACCAUGCGACAUGAUAGAAAUCGAUUUCUCUUCUGCUUGUAUCAGAUGCGGGAUGUGCCUUGCCAUUGCUGAAAAGAUAAAUCAAACAUUGCUGGAUGUUCACGAAGCGUUACCUAACGCGUGUUUAAAUGACACUGAGAUCGAAGUUCUGUUGAGGACCAUAUGUGAUUAUUCUUUUCAAUUCUAUGGUCUUCGCGAACUAGACGGAAAAAGGUACAUUUCUGAUAAAUUACCUGGUUCUAUCAUGGUAUCCACGUCAGCCGAUGGACUUUGGGGAGAGAAAUUCAGAGAUCUUUGCCAUUAUUAUCUCGAUGAAAUCGGAGAAGUCUCAUUGUACGAACAAUGGCAGCGAUGUAACAACGAUGAAAAACUUCACGACUUGUCGAACAUUAUGUGCCGAAACGUGCACGGUAUAUUACGAGAUUGUAAGAGCAUGCAGGAUACGGAAAAAUACGAAUCCCCGUUUAAGACUUAUUACGCAAAAGUAAAAAUCACCGCAACUUACGAUAAAUACGGCAAACAUGAUUGA
Messenger RNA from Bombus terrestris (buff-tailed bumblebee), 741 nucleotides. RefSeq lists its product as uncharacterized. The coding region runs from base 1 to 741 and encodes 246 amino acids. Gene Ontology annotation, biological process: regulation of B cell proliferation. NCBI's taxonomy places the organism in Eukaryota, Metazoa, Arthropoda, Insecta, Hymenoptera, Apidae. The transcript is spliced from 5 exons. Gene Ontology annotation, cellular component: endoplasmic reticulum chaperone complex; extracellular region. The record is from RefSeq and is a predicted model, not a curated record.